Danaus plexippus (monarch butterfly) is the source of this 2301-nucleotide messenger RNA. It is a transcript of the gene Mkk4, whose product is annotated as dual specificity mitogen-activated protein kinase kinase 4-like. Gene Ontology annotation, biological process: MAPK cascade; protein phosphorylation. Bases 238 to 1467 code for a protein of 409 amino acids. Gene Ontology annotation, molecular function: ATP binding; JUN kinase kinase activity. The record is from RefSeq and is a predicted model, not a curated record. NCBI's taxonomy places the organism in Eukaryota, Metazoa, Arthropoda, Insecta, Lepidoptera, Nymphalidae. The transcript is spliced from 8 exons.
CAGCAACUUGUCAAACUCCGUCGUAGAACGGUGUACAACAGUCAACAGAGUGAUUUUAGUAAUGUCGUAAACCUUUGGCAUCUACGAUGCAUUAUUUAAACGUAAGCAUUUAUUGUUUCUUGUUAUGAAAACACAGUUAUAAUAUUUAAUUGUUAUCUUCCAAUGGAGAAUUUGGCCCUUAAUACUUAAUAAGAACACUGGAACUAUUGCUGAUUACUUGGCUUUAAAUCGUUAAAAAUGUCGAAGAAUGGCGAAGUGUCGUCAAAUCAAGGUCCCAGCAGGCCUAGUAUGCCGAAACCAGAUCUGAAUUUGUUCAGUACAGAUAAACGUAAAGUAUUAAACCUUCAAUUAGGAGGUUCAUCAAGUGAAAGCGCCGCAUUUAUGCCUUUUUCCCCGAAUGCAUCAGCUCAAAAAACUCGACUACCAUCUAGAACUAUCCGAGAUGUUUUGCCAGAAAACCCAAGGGAUCGAUGUCGCAUCUAUCCUUCAAUGCAAUCAUCGGGAAAAUUGCAAUUAUCAGCAACGGAGGUGUAUGAUUUUACAUCUGACGACUUACAAGACCUCGGUGAAAUAGGAAGAGGUGCAUUUGGAGCGGUCAACAAAAUGGUCCAUAGAAAGAGCAACAGAGUUAUGGCAGUAAAACGUAUAAGAUCCACUGUUGAUGAGAAGGAGCAGAAACAGUUGUUGAUGGAUCUUGAAGUUGUCAUGAAAAGUAACGACUGCCCAUACAUUGUACAGUUUUAUGGGGCUUUGUUUAAAGAAGGUGACUGUUGGAUAUGUAUGGAAUUAAUGGAUACCUCAUUAGAUAAAUUCUAUAAGUUCAUCUGUGAAAGGAUGCAGACUCGAAUACCUGAAAAUAUUAUUGCUAAAAUAACACUAGCGACUGUUAAAGCUUUAAAUUAUUUAAAAGAAAAACUUAAAAUAAUUCACAGGGAUGUCAAGCCAUCUAAUAUACUUCUAGAUCGCAGAGGGAACAUAAAGUUAUGCGACUUUGGUAUUUCAGGAAAAUUAGUUGAUUCUAUAGCUCGUACACGGGAUGCAGGUUGUAGACCUUAUAUGGCGCCUGAACGGAUUGACCCCGGCCGAGCAAGAGGAUAUGAUGUUAGAUCAGAUGUAUGGUCACUAGGUAUCACACUGAUGGAGGUAGCAACAGGAUCCUUUCCUUACCCUCGCUGGGGCUCAGUGUUUGAACAGUUACAGCAAGUUGUUCAGGGAGACCCUCCUCGCCUUACCAACAAAAAUAAUAUAUUUUCAAAUGAUUUUGUCAACUUUGUUAAUACCUGUUUAAUAAAAGAAGAAACACAAAGGCCCAAAUAUAAUAGGCUAUUGGAGCAUCCAUUCAUCAAGGGUAUUGAUCAGAGUAGAGUGGAUGUUGCCGCAUAUGUAUGUGAGAUAUUAGAUGCUAUGGAACGUAACGGAGUUAGUCCGUUCACCACGGACCAGCCAGCACAGGCUUGGAUAGACUAACCGGUUUCCUGAAGAAGAAUCAAAGAAUUUUUCAACUUGUCAUUUAUUAUACUCACUAUAAUGCAUCAUAUUUAUUAUCCCAUUUAAUUUAAUUUAAAAAGUAUAUAUGUAAUUAUAAAAUUAGCUUGCCUUUGAAAUGAUAUCCUGAACACUAUUAGAGAAGCAAAGUUCAAAUCUUGUAUAUUUUACACUAUUUGAAUUGUAGUUUUAAAAAUUAACAUUGUUAGGUCAAGUAGAAAAAUUCUUCUAUUAUCUGCAAUCUAUUGAGCACUUUAAAAAAUGUUACAUGUUCAUAGAUUUCAGUCAUCAUUUUGUAGUUAACACUUUACUUCAUAAUACUAACUGGGUUCCCAUUAAUGGUAAGUUACUCAAUAAAUUAUGGCAUAAUACACAAAUUGUAUUAUUACGUAUUAUAUAAUUGAAGAGGUUGUAAAUUAAAAUUAUUUUGAGAAAAAAAUUAUAAUUGUGAAUUAAUGGAUGUUUGUAUAUCUAUUGUCUAGAUUGUAUGAGUGUAAUUCAGAUAAAUAAUAUAUUAUUGGGGACCUAGUAUAUCCUUAGAGAUUGUAAAUUGUUCUAGUGUGUUUGAGAAUGCUUGUAGGUAAUUAACAGAUCAUAUGUAUAGGAUGUAAUUUUGUAACAAAUUUGUAUAUACAGACAGAUAAUAACUAUGUAUAAGUAAUUAAUAACAUAACAACCAUUUUUAUAUAUGGCAGCAGUUCACUUAAAGUCAUUUGAAAUUAAUUUGAAGAAACACAAUGCAUAUAUGUCAAGGAUCACCUAAUUUGGCUCAUUCUAAUACAAUUAAGAUAUAGAAGAAUUAAAAAAACAAUAUGA